CGGCGGGGACUGCAGGGGGAGCCCGCGGCCAGGGCGCCCCGGGGGACGGGGAGGCCUCUCUCGGGCCUCGUCUCUAUCGUGCGCCCGUCCCACUUUGGCUCAGCCUCGCCCAUCCCUGCGUCACCGAGACAAGAUGGAGACCGCCGAGGAAGACAUAUGCAGGGUGUGUCGGUCUGAAGGAACUCCAGAAAAGCCUCUCUAUCAUCCAUGUGUAUGCACUGGCAGUAUUAAAUUUAUCCAUCAAGAAUGCUUAGUUCAGUGGCUCAAACAUAGCAGAAAAGAAUACUGUGAAUUAUGUAAACACAGAUUUGCUUUCACACCAAUUUAUUCCCCAGAUAUGCCUUCCCGGCUUCCAAUCCAAGACAUAUUUGCUGGACUAGUUACAAGUAUCGGCACAGCAAUACGAUACUGGUUUCACUAUACACUUGUGGCCUUUGCAUGGUUGGGAGUUGUACCUCUUACAGCAUGCCGUAUCUACAAGUGCUUGUUUACUGGCUCUGUGAGCUCACUACUGACACUGCCAUUAGAUAUGCUUUCAACAGAGAAUUUACUGGCAGACUGUUUGCAAGGUUGCUUUGUGGUGACAUGCACACUCUGUGCAUUUAUCAGCCUUGUAUGGUUACGUGAACAAAUUGUCCAUGGAGGAGCACCACAGUGGCUGGAACAAAACCAGCAGCAAGCCAUCAAUGAUGUUGGACAACAGAAUGAGGUUCAGGGUGCUGGAAAUGGUGGAGCUGAAAAUGCUGCACUUGACCAGCCUGUGGACCAGCCUGCUGAGAAUGCAGUUGUAGGUGAAAAUCCAGAAAUCCAAGAAGAACAACCAGAUGAAGAAGAGGAAGACAAUGAAGAUGAAGAAGAUGUUGUAGUAGAAGAUGCAGCAGAUGCAAACAAUGGAGCUCAAGAUGACAUGAACUGGAAUGCUUUAGAAUGGGAUCGGGCAGCAGAAGAACUUACAUGGGAGAGAGUGAGUAAGCCCUAUGUAUUACAAAAACUGUUUAUUCUUAGUCAUGCAGACCUGGUGACUGGGGAUGGAUUCCCAUUCUUUGAUCUCAUCUUCAACUUCACAUUGUGUCCUCCUCAUCAUAUUGGUCAAUCUAUACUUUACCUACAAAACACUAAUGACGCCGGAUAUUUUUACUCUGAUACUGCUUUGUACUUUGGGCCUACCCACUCCUCUAAUAUUCUGAGUUUGGAGAUGUUUGAGCUAACAAGGGUCCUGGUUGGACAUUACUCCACCCACCCACAUAGACUCUUUCACAUAUGGGGGAAUGACUGGUUUUUGUCUCAAGGAGUGUACAGUUUAUGUUUUCAUGUUUUUCAGGUGCAAGCAUCUCACUUUGAAGGCCUGAUCACAACAAUAGUUGGCUAUGUGCUCCUGGCAGUUUCAUUAAUUGUUUGCCAUGGCUUGGCUGCACUUGUAAAAUUUCAAAGAUCACGUCGCUUGCUUGGAGUAUGCUAUAUCGUUGUCAAGGUAUCAUUGUUAGUUGUGGUAGAAAUUGGUGUUUUCCCUCUCAUCUGCGGCUGGUGGUUGGACAUAUGUUCUCUGGAAAUGUUCGAUGCAACUCUGAAGGACAGAGAGUUGAGUUUUCAAUCUGCUCCUGGCACUACAAUGUUCCUACAUUGGCUAGUGGGAAUGGUAUAUGUCUUUUACUUUGCAUCCUUCAUCCUUUUGCUGAGAGAGGUACUGAGACCUGGCGUCCUCUGGUUUCUGAGAAAUUUAAAUGAUCCAGAUUUUAAUCCAGUGCAAGAAAUGAUUCAUUUGCCCAUUUAUAGGCACCUCAGAAGGUUUAUUUUAUCAGUGAUUGUCUUUGGAUCAAUUGUCUUGCUCAUGCUUUGGCUUCCUAUAAGAAUUAUUAAAUAUCUGCUGCCUCAUUUUCUUCCAUAUAAUGUCAUGCUCUACAGUGAUGCUCCUGUGAGUGAACUUUCCUUAGAACUACUUUUGCUUCAGGUUGUACUACCAGCUUUGCUUGAACAGGGACACACAAGGCAGUGGUUAAAGGGUCUCGUACGGGCAUGGACUGUUACUGCUGGGUACUUACUGGAUCUGCAUUCUUACUUACUUGGAGACCAGGAAGAGAAUGAAAACAAUGCAAACCAACAGCCUAAUAACCAACCUGCUCGCAAUAAUAAUGCCAUUCCAGUUGUAGGAGAAGGUCUUCAUGCAGCCCACCAAGCCAUACUACAGCAAGGAGGACCUGUUGGUUUUCAGCCUUACCGUAGGCCUUUAAAAUUUCCACUCAGGAUAUUUCUGUUGAUCAUUUUUAUGUGUAUAACACUACUAAUUGCGAGUCUUAUCUGCCUUACAUUACCAGUGUUUGCUGGCCGUUGGCUGAUGUCCUUUUGGACAGGGACUGCCAAAAUCCAUGAAUUAUAUACAGCUGCUUGUGGACUGUAUGUUUGCUGGCUUACCAUUCGAGCAGUGACAGUGCUUGUUGCUUGGAUGCCACAAGGCCGCCAAGUGAUUUUUCAAAAAGUUAAGGAGUGGUCCCUCAUGAUAAUGAAGACAUUGAUAGUUGCUGUACUGCUGGCUGGUGUAGUUCCACUUCUGCUUGGACUUCUUUUUGAAUUAGUUAUUGUUGCUCCUUUGAGAGUUCCCUUAGAUCAGACACCACUGUUCUACCCAUGGCAGGACUGGGCUCUUGGUGUUCUACAUGCCAAAAUAAUUGCUGCCAUAACUCUGAUGGGCCCUCAGUGGUGGCUGAAAACAGUUAUUGAACAGGUUUAUGCAAAUGGAAUACGAAAUAUUGAUUUACACUUUAUAAUACGGAAGCUUGCAGCACCUGUUAUCUCCGUUUUGUUGCUUUCUCUCUGUGUACCUUACAUCAUAGCUUCUGGUGUUGUACCCUUACUAGGUGUCACUCCUGAAAUGCAAAACUUGGUGCAGCGUCGUAUUUAUCCCUUUCUACUCAUGGUAGUGGUUUUGAUGGGAAUCUUAUCCUUCCAGGUCCGUCAGUUCAAGCGCCUUUAUGAACAUAUUAAAAAUGACAAGUACCUUGUUGGACAGCGACUUGUGAACUAUGAACGAAAAACUGGGAAACAAGGGACAUCUCCGCCACCACCCCAGUCUUCACAAGAAUAGAAGUGGUCACAUGGAUUUACUUGAUAUUCCCUUGCCUUUGUGUCCUUUUUCAUAGACUGGUCUUCAUUCUUUGGGUGUCUUUCCCAACAGUCCUCUCAGCUGGGUUUUUAUCUUUUAAUUUUGGCUUCUUUUUUCAUGGUAUUCAGAUAGCAGUUAAGGCUGUGCCCCUUUUAUCUGCAUUUUCUGAAGUUAUUAGUGCUGAGAUUUGUAAAUGUGUAAAUAGCAAUACCCUGAUACCCUAAAACUUGGAUUAAAAAUGAAUGUUCAUUGUACAUCUUUAAAAGAAUAUUAAUUUAUUAAAUCUAGUUGUCACUUUAUUUUGGACUGUUGUUCCGUUGACGUUUGUGCCACAAAGCAAUACUGCAAGAUGCAAGACCCAUUUUUCUUUUAAAAAAAGAACUUCAUUUUUUUAUGGUGGUCUUGGCCAUUUCCAAAAUGUCAUAUUUGGAAAGCUGAGCGCGCAUUGCAGAUACAAAAAUGAAAUGACCCUUACUGUCAGCAGUAAAACAGCUGUGGCAAAAACACACGAGCUACAUUUGAUUUUUUAAAAUCGUUUUAUUUAACAUCAAAACUGUUGUACAUUUUUUGUUUGAUUAUUUUUUUUCCAUGUGUCUGAAUUUGUAAUAUUGUACAGUAACUGCUAGAUCAAGACAAAUUUUCUCCUUCAAACAAUUUUGGCAUUGCUUGUUUGGCUGUUGAGGCAUUAAUUCCUUGGCAAUGGAAGUCAGGAUUUUAAUGAAUUCCUAAGCACUUAAAUCAAAGUUCAUUAUAGCGAAGUGGCAGGGAUACUUAAAUCAGCUAAUUGAGAAAUUGUGAAAGAAUGUGUUUCUAGCACAUAAGCCAAUAUUUCCUUUAUUUUACAUCUUUGAAACUGUACAGUUUAAGUGCUAACAGGGAUUUAUUUACUCUAGAGAACAGCGAAGUUUAUCUCACAUGUUUAUUAAGAGCGCAAAGAACAUGCUGUGAAAGAACCCUUUUUUUGAAUAGCCUGAAAUGUUUUUACAACCAAAGUUGCAAAUUGUACUAUGGACUUCAUACUGUCUCACAUUAAAAAUGAACAUUUGUAAGUCUAGAAAUGGUCAGCAUUAAUUCUGCAUGGCAGUAAUGCUAGGCAUUUUUUUUUAAUGAAUUAGUAGAUUGUGGGAGAAGAACCUACAUAGUAUUAAUGGUGGGAAAAGGAAACAAAAACAACAGAUUAAAAAAAACCUGGAUCAGUCUUUGCAAUGAUAACACCAAUCAACAAGAAACCCAAAUCAAGUCCACUGAUGUUUGAUAUUUUUAUAUGUAUAAUUAUUUCCUUCAGAUUGCAAUGCAUUUUAAAUGUCAAUAAUUUUGAGACACACAAACUGGAACUAAAGUGUUCAGUACAGUUCGCGUGUGUGGUUGAGAUAGUCAAUGUCCUAUUUGAAAAGCGAGAAAUCAUUUUAGGUGAAUUGUGCAAAGAAACAUUAAUGGUAUGCAGUCGUGUGGCCACUGUGUCCCUGAAAUGUGUAGCUGAUUAGAUGUUUUGAUUAGAGUACCAAGGAUUUUUAUCUGCUUGUAUGUUUUGCGGGGGGAUUUGGAGUCUAGAUUUUGGACAAUCUGCACUUGUGUCCAGUGCAAAUAUAUGACAGAAAAGGGACUGGGGCUAUCAAACAAGAAGCCCAUUAUUGUUGGUUUCUCAACAUUGCCUCAUUUUUGCCAUCUGGGAGCUUGUAAACAUUUUUCCAGUUUUUUUAAAAAUAGAGUAAUGAAAAGAUGGCCAAAAACAUUUGCUUAUUCACUGUAUGCAAAUCUUGAGUCUUUUGUACUUGAUUCUUUGAGACAUAUAAAUAUUACAUACCUAUGUACAACUGAACAAGAUCAUAUUUUCCCUCAAAUACUCCAUUUUGUGGUAACAAAUGUGUUUCAGUCAGUUGCACAAAACCUAUCCUUAACAAUCUUCAUUUGAAAAAAGACAAAAAUGCAAGCAGUCUUAUUACUCCUGGGAUAUUGUGAACAGUGCUGCACUUCCUCCUGUAGCAUUUGGCAGUAUGUUUGUGCUUUUAUUCCAGACAACCUGGUCCUCAAAUCGUUAUUAAAGUUUUUUAAGCAAAAGCCUUGGCACUUGCUUUCUCAUUGCUACUGUUUUAAUAUGACCAGGACUGGGAAUGUUUAAUAAGAUUACAAUUCCCUUUAGAACCAAAAUCACUAAUGCCCUUUCAUCUAGCUGUAAAUACAGUUGGCCCUCCAUUUUUGUGGGCAAUCUGUUCUGGACCCCUCAGUAAAAAUGGAGGCUUGCGUAUGUUCAAAGGAAAUAGCGGAGGUCGCCUGUCAAUGGAUAUUUGAGGGUGUGCAUCUCAGGUCCGCAAAUUAGGAAGAGUGACUGUACUCAGUUUAGGGGGAAUUUGCCGACCCUGAAUUGUUUAAUGAAUAUCAUUUACACAAAUUAAGCACAUUUAUUUAAUAUGAGACACUUCAUUAUCAGUUCCUUCACCUCACCACCAGUUUCAUAUCUGUUUUCAAACUUUUCUUCACUGCAUUAAGGACUAGAAAUGUUCUUUAUUAUGAGUGACCCCCCCCUUCCCUCCCGAGAUUUUCAGGAUAUAUCACCGAAUACAUAUGAUUCUGUCAAAGGAAAGUAUUUGGAAAUUUUUGGUAAUAUAAAAUUUUGUUUAAAGUGGAAACAAUUUAAUUUCUUAAACUAUAUUGUGGAUGUCCCAAUCAAAAGUAAUGUGCUGUGGCUCCACAUGUGCAUUCAGUAUUUGUUGAAUGGCCCCAGUAUUAUAGCAUCCAUUACCUUCUCCAUCCAAUUUUGUGGCCUAGCAUUUAAUUAAUUUUUUUAAAAUUCCUCGAAUAUCACAUUUCAAUACAUUGCUGUGCAAUUUUGGGUCUCUUUGGCAUAAAAUAGUUUCUGCUUCCUUAUAAGAGAGUAAAGUGUCUGUGCCAUGGUUCCUCUUGUACAAAAAAAAAAUGCUGUAUAUAAUCUCUUUAAUGGUCUUCGUGUCAGAAUACAAUGUUCAGUACCAAUAAAAUUCAAUUUACAAAUUUUCUUAA
Molecule: messenger RNA, 6094 nt
Organism: Sceloporus undulatus (fence lizard)
Lineage: Eukaryota; Metazoa; Chordata; Lepidosauria; Squamata; Phrynosomatidae
Gene: MARCHF6
Product: membrane associated ring-CH-type finger 6
Exons: 24
Coding region: 134-3079 (981 amino acids)
Cellular component (GO): endoplasmic reticulum membrane
Molecular function (GO): zinc ion binding
Source: RefSeq, a predicted model, not a curated record